Messenger RNA from Larimichthys crocea (large yellow croaker), 9313 nucleotides. It is a transcript of the gene fam120c, whose product is annotated as family with sequence similarity 120 member C. The coding region runs from base 1102 to 4233 and encodes 1043 amino acids. Gene Ontology annotation, cellular component: nucleus. NCBI's taxonomy places the organism in Eukaryota, Metazoa, Chordata, Actinopteri, Sciaenidae. The record is from RefSeq and is a predicted model, not a curated record. The transcript has 17 exons.
CCGCCCCCCUCCCUUUCCCUCCCACUCCACUGGGCCGCGAGGAAGUCGCAAGAUGGCUGAUGUCGCUUGGAAGUAACGUUCCCCUCCGCAACAUGAAGCCGUGAGUGUGGAGAGAAAGCGAGGGAGGCACCAUCGGGCUUUUAUUUUUUUGUUUUUUCUUUUUAGUUUACUUUUCUUUUUAUUUCGUCAAACAUCCAUCUCAUUCCGCGUCGUGUCCGCCCCGGACUUGUCUCUUUUUUUUUUCGGGAGUUGACGCGUCAAAUCACGCCGGGGACCCUGCUAACAGCUAGCCGCACAGCUAACAGCCAGCCAGGCAGUCACACACACACACACACACACACACACACAGCUCGUUAGUUUGUUUUAAUUAGUAUCCUGACACCUGUACAGCCAACAAGCCGCUGCUGCACACGUGAAAUUAAGGCGUCAAACGUUUGUUUUUGUUUUUUUUUUUUUAGCUGUCAACGGUUUAACAUCAUGUCCGCGGACCGGCCAUCCAGCCGUUAGGGGGGUUGCUAACUAAUGCGCAGUAUUUGCAAUCUGUGUUUUUUCUUUUUUGUAAUGUGCACACAAAAAACAACAACAACAACAAACAACCAGCAGGAUAACCCGUUUAUGUUAAGCUCAUUUUAAUAUCCGUUAUUUCGCUGCCAACUUUUACUGAAGCUGGUUAUGUUUGAAGCCAAAAUUAUCGGGAGCAAGGGGUGAAAAAAAAAAAAAGAGAUGUUGAACUUUUCCUGCUGGUUGUAGGUAGCGACACUGGCCUUGCUGGCUUCGAACCAAAAACCCACAGGGAUGGACACUAACCCGAGCACCCGCGACCAAAACUGAGACUUUUUUUUUUUUUCUUUUGGGUUUCUAACGCUAGCUGACACUUACAGCGGUGCAUGGUGACUCGCUUCACCAGUCCUGGUGACAGAUAAGUUGUUGAUCAGGGUUUAACUUUAACUAGUUUAGUCACUACACACACACCGAGACCGGUUAGCUUGCCUGAGGUGCACAGCUAGCUGCGGUCUCGCCCCACAUCACGUUACAAACACGGCGUACAGGACGUAUUCAGAGCCCGCUCCCGGCCAGACGCACCGGCUCAACAACACCGUCAUGGGAGUGCAGGGCUUUCAAGAGUAUUUAGAGAAGCGGUGUCCCGGGGCCGCAGUCCCGGUGGACCUCCUGAAGCUUGCCCGUACCGCGGCCCGCCAGCCCCCUCACCACCAUCACCCACACCACCACCCACAUCACCCCGGGCCCAUGCCUCCCCCGCCCCCGCCUGCCAGGAUCCUAAUCGACGCUGACUCCGGCCUGCAGCGCCUGUACGGCGGCUACCAGACGGACUGGGUGUGCGGGGGCGAGUGGAACGCCAUGCUGGGCUACCUGGCCGCCCUGUCGCAGGCUUGCCUGUACCAGGGCGGCCUGGAGCUGGUCGUGGUUUUCAACGGCACACUGGGGAAGGAGCGCUGGCCCGAGUGGGCGCGGCGAGCUCAGGGCCAGCGACAGACGGCGCAGCUGAUAGUCAACCACGUCGGCAGCAAGGCCACCCCGCCUCCACGGGCAUGGUUCCUGCCCCCGGCCUGCCUCAGCCACUGCGUCCGCCUCGCCAUGUUCCGCUUCCGAGUGCGGGUCGUACAGACGUUGGAGGACCACCACCAGGAAGUGCUGUCUCUCUACAGGGACUUUGGAUUCGCCGGCCUGAUCGCUCAGGAUUCCGAGUUCGCCCUCUGCAACGUGCCCGCCUACUUCUCGUCACACGCGCUCAAACUGAGCUGGAACGGCAAAAACCUUACCACACACCAGUAUCUGCUGUCUGAGGCCGCCAGGCAGCUCGGGCUCAAGACACAGCACCUGCCAUGCUUCGCUGCUCUGCUGGGAAAUCAUAUUCUGCCUGAUGAGGACCUGGCUGCCUUCCACUGGAGUCUGCUGGGACCAGAACACCCACUAGCUUCUCUCAAGGUGCGAGCCCAUCAGUUGGUGCUGCCGCCCUGUGAGGUGGUGAUCAAGGCCGUGUCGGAGUACGUCUCCUCCAUCAAAGACCUGGGAAACCUCGACGCCAUCGCCAGAGAUGUCUUCAAACAGUCACAGUCUCGUAUGGAGGACAAGGUGGAGCGCUUCAAGAAAGCGGUGGAGUAUUUCUCAGCUGCCUCCAAACCACGCUCGCCCAACAUGGGGCCCUCGUCUUUCAUCCUCCCUGGGUUUGGACCCAAUCCGUUUGGGGGACCACCUGGCCACAUGGGACCGAUGCAGCCUGGAAAGAAUCAGUUCCCUCCUCCCCAGGUUCCGGGGUUAAAGCCACCUUAUCAAAAUGCUCCAUAUGGACCUGGCUCCACCCCUCUGUUCCAGAACCCACCGCCACCGUCCCAAGACUGCAACGACUCACUGACGAACAAGAUGGGCUUCUCCGAUUGGUCAGCUCCGUAUGAUUCCACUCAGGGGGGAAGUCGAUUACCCAAUCAUCACACCAGCACUCAAUCUGGUCCCUCUCCGUCUCCUUCCUCGUCAUCGGAUGGAGAUGAACCCAACGACAGCAACGCAAACCAUUUGACGGACAAGCCCUCUCGGUGGGAGGAUCCCACCGGAAGGGGGGGCUCGGCCUCCGGAGAGGGUUCCCAAGGCAACGGGAGCGGGUCAAACAUUCCGUCACUGUUGUCUAUGGCGACGCGGAGUCACAUGGACAUAACCACACCCCCUCUGCCUCAGGUCAGUGCCGAGGUUCUUCGUGUGGCCGAGCACAGACACAGAAGAGGACUGAUGUACCCCCAGAUUUUCCACAUAUUGACCAAGGGUGAGAUGAAGAUGCCAGUGUGUAUAGAGGAUGAGUGUAACUCCGAGCUGCCUCCUGCCUCUCUGCUGUUCCGUGCUGCCAGACAGUAUGCGUACGGCGUCCUCUUCAGUCUGGCUGAAACACACCGCCGCCUGGAGAGGCUCGCUCUCCGCAAGAGGGCUCCCCUGGAAGUUCCUCCGGUGAUCGUCAAAGAGUGGAGCAGCGGCAAAGCCAAGUCAGCCCUGACUCCGGAGCUGGUUCCGGCCCUGUGUUUCCGGGAGUGGACCUGUCCCAACCUGCGGCGGCUGUGGUUGGGUCGUGCCAGCGAGGACCGCUCCAGGAGAACCAGGGCCUUCCUGGCCUGCCUACGCUCUGACUGCCCAGCCCUCCUCAACCCAGCACAGGUCCCACAGCAUCUGCUGCUCAUGUGCUGCGUGCUCAGGUAUAUGAUGCAGUGGCCUGGGGGAAGAAUUCUCCAGAGACAUGAGCUAGAUGCCUUUCUGGCUCAGGCUGUUUCCAGCCAGCUCUAUGAACCCGACCAGCUCCAGGAGCUCAAGGUGGAGAAGGUGGAUGCCCGCGGCGUGCAGCUGGCUUCUCUCUUCAUGGCCGGCGUCGACACGGCGCUGUUCAUCAACGAUGUGUGCGGCCAGCCGUUGCCGUGGGAACACUGCUGUCCCUGGGGCUUUUUCGACGGCAAACUGUUCCAGAGCAAACUGGCCCGGGCCGCCCGCGACCGGGCCGCCCUGCUGGACAUGUGUGAGGGACAGGAGGAGCUCGUGUCCAAGGUGGAGAAGAUGCGUCAGGCAAUCCUCGAGGGCAUCAACCUGUCCCGCCCUCCUCCGCCUCCCCCUCCUCUUCCACCUCCUGCCUUCCUCCCUCCCGCCAUGGUGCCGCCUUUCUACCCCAUGCCUCCACUCUACCCACCGCGCCCCAUGGGCGGCAUGCCUCCUCAUCAUCACCCACAUCAUCCGCACCACCCCGCGCAGCACAGACCCAGAGCCUUCCCAGGUACAACCACCUGCAUCCAGUCCAUCCCCCCUCAGGGAGGGAAGCUGGAGAUAGCCGGCAUGGUCGUCGGCCAGUGGGCUGGGAACAAACCAGUUCGUGGGAGAGGAGGGUUCAACAUGCAGGUGGUGUCAGUGGGUGCAGGGAGAGGGAGGGGUAAAGAGAUUCCAGCGAAAGUACGGGGAGUGAAGAAGGCACCUGCCAACAGAACACAGACGUCGCCACCCCCCCCAUCCAGCACUCCCCCAAAGCCCUCAGAGGAGGCGGGCUCCACGCCAGAGGUUGCGACUCAGCAGCUGAACGGCAGCUCAGCAGCCUCCGCCAUCGGCCAGCCCCUGGAGCUGGCCCCCCUGGCCCAGCCAAUCCCGUGUGCCUUAGCCAGCAGAGACAACCAAUCAGAGGGGGUGGAAGUGGAGGCCCCCUGUUGCCUUGACGACUGCCCGUCAGACGGAGCACUACAGAAGGAGGAGUGACGGCGUCCCUCCCAGGAUGCACUGCUCUGAGAGAGUUCUCUGUGUUCGACUGCCUUUCCCUGUUUUUGUAGCCCCCCCCCCCACCCCGCCCGCCCGAUAGCUCACUGCCUCAUCACACGGAGCAGGAGGGCGCCGCGAGGCUCCUCCUCCUCCCCCCUGCUGCUCCCUGUGAUAGGCUCCAGCAGUUAGCUGUUACUUCCUUUUUAGUUUUCUCAUGUGGUUUUACUUUGUUUUACGAAGAGAGGUUUCCUCCAUGAGUCUGUAAGCGCCCCCGCCCCUCAGAAAAUCCCAAACGCCUCCCUCCCCGCACUCAGAGUAAAAUAAGCUUGAAGCCCCGCCCCCAUUACGACCCACCACUUAAACGAGCCCCGCCCCCUCCUCCACCUUGAGUACGUAUGGGUAUCUGUACAGUUUCUUCUUUUGUGUCCCGUUGUUUGAAUCUCUGCACACGGAUGUUUAAGCUUGCGGUUUUUUUUUUUACGGUGACAGAUUGGAUGUGGUUUCCGCGGUUACAGCAUCUAAGGCCCUCGCGGUCGCCGUGGUCGGUAGCCGCGCGUUUUUUAAUCCGGUUCGUCUUUUGCCAUAGCCGUCUCGUGUGAGGUUUGUGUCUUGCGUGAACUCGGAGGACACGCUCAGAGUCUCGAGCGUCGUCCUUCGGUGCAGUUGACCCUCGUCCCUCCUCAGACUCUGCAGGCUGAACACUCAGUGUUACUAUAGCGACAAACCGCCCCACCCCCUCAACCUUUUUAUCGAUCGGUUGUCCAAUCACAGGAGCACUUCUGCACCACCACGGUAUUAGCGUGCUAUCUUACUUUGACCUAUGUAGCAUAGCCUAGAGCUUAGCUGUGCUGAGAGACCCCAUGAAUUUAUGCACCUUAAGCCCCAAAGUAUGCAAGAUAUUAUCCCGCUCCAAAAAAAAGAAAGAAAGCAAAGUGCAUUAUUAUAUUAUCCUCCCGACCCCCCCUUUGUCCCGUUCUCCCAAAGCUUUGAUUGUAUUGUCCCAACGGAAGCACUUAAUGUUGUAUUUAAAUAGAAAUUGGAACCUGAACUUGAAUUUGAACAACGCCCCUAUACAGGUGAAUUGACAGUGCCCCGCGCACCAGUAAAUCAUCACGACAUGUAGAAGUACAUUUAAAGGUAGAGAUCUAUUGGACAGACGUCAGAAUGUGAACAGAGCGCUUUCAGACAAAGAAGCACUUUGUUUUAAAUGAAUAUGUUAAACCACACUGGACAGUCCUCUACCAGGUGACAUAGAAACCAACUCUGAGGCACCUUCUGGAGUUAAGGCCAAAAAAGAAAAGAGUAAUGCUGCCCAGCAACAACAACAACAACAACAACAACAACAAAAAAGAUGGAAGUGAACGCUGCCAGGCAGAGUUCACUUCAGACUGGCCUCACGUUCAAUCAAGAACUUUGAAGAAGCUGAAAGGAUUCUUCUACGUCGAGGAUUCCCGGGAAUCAUUUCAGAUUUCUUUAAAAGUUAUUUUCCAAAGUGUAUUUUAAACGAGGCUCGCCGCAACCCGAGGCGGCCCGUGUGAUGCAACACACAAAAAAAAAGAAAAGAGGGGUGUGUGGCAACAAAGCCUCAAAGAUCCCUCCACCGCCGCCGCCGGUCCUCCGGUGGUGAUCGAGCACCUCGAGAGAGAGAGAAAAAGCCCAAAACACCCCACAAGAGCUGUUUGGGGGCUCCGGUGUGUCACUUUAGACCAGCAGGAAGCACUUCCCUGCCCCUGAAGCACCUCCAGCCGAAACCACGGCGGAGGCUUUAUGGGUCGGAUCACAUGACGGGAGAGAGAGAGAGAGAGAGUGAGAGAGCGUGAGAAAGAGAGAGAGAGGCCUCAUGACGGCGAGUGCGCCGCUCACAAUCUGAGACUUCUACGAUAAAUGAAUUGUUUUAUUAGAGCACUUAUGUUUGUAGAGAGUGAGAUGUGUCCCCCCAACCCCCCAUAGUAGAUUUCAUCUGACUACGGAAAAUACAACUUUACCAUUUAACUGGUAGCACAACUGCAGGAAGCAGUAGACCGACAGAAAACUGCCUGAGAGACGCUGGCCAUGAACACGAUCUCUGUAAAACUUAACGAAGAGAAGGUUGAGAUGAGCUCACACACAAAAAGAGAAAAGGCAAGUCAACAAAGAAGCACCUUAUUUUGUUAACUAUGUUGAUGACUUGUGCCCUAUCGUGUGCCACAGGAUUGACAUGGAAUAAAAGAGAAAAUAUUAAAAAAAAAAGCUCUUAUGAAAUGCCAUUUUUGAAGGAAGAAGACUAUAUAUAUGUAAGUGUUAAUGUAGUCGCGUCAGACAUCCCCUCAGUUACGAACUUCAAACCAUUUACAGUGAAACAGAAACAGUCCCGAGGCCCGCGAGCGUAGGCGUACGCUCGUCACCAUCGCGGAGGGCCUCCGCCACCACCGCCGUCGUCUCUUAACACCAAACACCAAAAAAACAAGAAGAGGUUUGGACUCGUUAGCCGUUUAUUGGUAGGGAUUAAGCACACGGCGCUGUAGGUGUUUGUAGGUUAAGAGUAGGUCACAGCGUCGGGCUUAACACAAGGACUGUAAACACACAAAGACACCAAGACUAGGCUAGAGAAUAUAGCUCCACUGGCCGAAAUACUAAGUCUAGAUUUACUAGGAGUUCAUAUACUUAACUGCUUUCAACUUUUGACAUUAGUACAAAUAUGUGUAUCGCAACAGUACAUUGUUAGAAGAUGGCUUUUUUUCUGCGGCGAGCCAGAGUGUGAUCUGGUAUACGAUGCCCUCUCUUGAUUCGCUCGCCACACACACUUACAAACACACACACACACUUACAAACACACACACACACACACACAGGUGUUCAGUUGCGUUUGUUACCAGCAGCGUUCUCUCUGCUUUUGUGCUGAAGUGAUUUUGUGCAGUUUCAGUUCCCAGUGGAGUGGUCGUCAGUUCAUCCAGAGAUCAUUUUGGUAACACAUUCGACUGACCGACCUCAGAGCACACACACACACACACACACACACACACACAUAGAUGUUAAACCCUGAGUUACACAGUAGCUAGUAUGGAAAAAAAAAAAGGAAAAAAAAGUCAACACAACACAUGAUGUAGUGUCCCUCUCUUUGUCCUCGUCUGUUUUAGUUCGAUAGAUAUUUGAUCAGUGAUUUUUAUGCUUGUUAUCCUAACCGCCCCCGCCCACCUCCACCUCCACCUCCACCCCUGAUACCACACUUUUUUUUUCUCACCCCCACCUCCUUCCUCUUCAUUCACUUCUUUUCUCCACCCUUAAAUCCUCAUAGAGUACACACACACACGUACACACACACACACGCCAUGCCCACACAAACAAACACACACUUGGAUAUGAUACACACAGGUUAACCCCCCUCUCCUCCUCCUCCUCCUCCUGUACUUCAGUUCUCUCUUUUCACUCCUACACCUCCCUCUCCGCCUCUCCUUUUAGCCGUUAGGACCGUUGGCCGUUGUUUGUUUUUUUUUUGUUUUUAUUUUUUAAUUUUCUCUUUUUUCUCUUCGGGCUGCCCCGCCCUUUAAUCAACCCAACUAACAGUUAAAGGUUAUAUUAACGUUGAUAAUCAGUUUCUGUAUGUAUCUAACCAGAGUCUGGAGACAAAAAAAAAUCUGAAAAAAAAAAAUCAAACGGUUUUAUUCAAUUGUGCAAAAUGUGUUUUUUCUUACUAUUUUUAAUGUUAUUACAUCUUCUAAUCUAAUCCUUCUACCAUUGCUUCAGUUAGUACUGAAAUACGCUUAGCCAACCUAGAGAUUUGAACUGUAAUGAUUGCGAUUUUCCUUACCUGUAUUUUAUAUGGCAUCUUUAGACCACCGUUUAUUAUGUACGUAAGUAAAUAUUGCCCGUUUUAUGAAUUGAAAAAUCGUCGUCUGCACUAUGUAUCAUUCUCAUAAUAUCCCUGAAUAACAGAUUUAGUGGUCGACUCAUUAUCAAUCGAAGCUGAGCUCUGCACCUUGCACAAAGCAGCGAAACAUCUCUUGUAAACACCUGAGAACCAAAGUACACCGAGCAUCCCCGCCCUUAUGAAGCCCCCAUAGCCCCACCUCGCCCCGCUCCUCCACGUCGAUGGUUUGCCCCCUCCACCCCCCUCGAGUAACAAGUUUUCCGAUGAGUAUGAUUAUAUAUAUUAUGACAUUACAGCACGUGUGAUUUAUCUGAUAAGUCUGUGAGGUUAACAACACUGUGGUUGUCGUGGAGACGUAGACAGACAGGGAAGAAGGAAAGGAAGAAAGUGUUUGUGUGGACAGCGAGAGAGCGAGCAGGCGGGUUUUCAGACGAAGCAUUGUGGGUCGAGAACCCAACACUCCCCGUUGCUCGCUCACGCUCACGUCGCGACUCCUUCGCCGACCGACUUCAAAUCCGUACUGACGCGACAGGAAGGAACGACACCUGACAGAUACGCUUUCGGUCGCCGACGUUCUGGCGCCCUCUUUUGCGUUUUUUUCUUAACGUGUAAUUGUCGUGCUCUCUCAAACUUGCCUUUAAACUUCUCAGCUUGACAGAGCAACUUCUUAACUACACCGAGCGUCUCUUCUACGUGUCGGGCACGGAGGCUGCUCAAAGCGGCUGAAUUUUCCUCGAGAAAACAAACAAGUCUGAGAUCAGCAUGCCUCCGAAGAGAUGUCAUGAAUUGUGGAGUGCAAGCGAGACGCGAUCCAUCCGUCACACUUGAAUUAGAUCAAACACGUUCCAGCUUUUCCGUUGGCUGCGCGUCUUCUAGAGCUGCAACGAUUCGUCUUGAUGUUUGUUUUUGUCAUUUUUCAAGCUCAAAACUACCAAAUAUUUGUCCUAAAAUAUGGCUUUUAUCUUUUUCUUUGCCGUAUUUGGUGGCAGAUUAAAUAUCUUUUGGGGUUUUUGACUGUUUGUUGAGUAAAACAAGCAAUUUGACUUCAUCACACUGUGCUUAAGAAAGUUAUGACGGGCAUAUUUUUAGACUAAACCAAUAACUGGUGAAGAGAACAGCCCUGAAUUCUUUGUCUUGCGUGACAGUAAACUAUAUUUUGGCUUUGGACUGUUUCAUAGACAAAACAAGCAAACAUGUUUCUUUUUUUAAUUAUUUGUUGACAUGUAAAACACC